This is a messenger RNA of Varanus komodoensis (Komodo dragon), 6064 nucleotides long. It is a transcript of the gene ATAD5, whose product is annotated as ATPase family AAA domain containing 5. Gene Ontology annotation, cellular component: nucleus. Bases 190 to 5475 code for a protein of 1761 amino acids. The record is from RefSeq and is a predicted model, not a curated record. Gene Ontology annotation, molecular function: DNA clamp unloader activity; ATP hydrolysis activity; ATP binding. NCBI's taxonomy places the organism in Eukaryota, Metazoa, Chordata, Lepidosauria, Squamata, Varanidae. The transcript is spliced from 23 exons.
GUCACCGCGCCCGGAGUCCGUCUCUCGCGCGCUUUUCUGGUUUGCCUGAUUGUUGUCUGGCGCGCGAAUUUCUGACAGUCCACCGGCUGAACGGCCGGGCGGCGUCGAAAGCGGACGCGGAGCCUCAUGGCGCUGAGGGGCCGCUGCUGGAGCUGAGGAAGGGUCUCGCCAGCCGUGACGGGGAGGCAGAUGGUGGGCAGAAUGGCCGUGGCGGCUGCCUCAAGCGACGGGGACGUGCAGCCAUAUAAAAAACGGAAAGAAGAUGAACCUUCUAUGAAAGCAAUUACAACAUAUUUCUCACCAUUAGGGAAAAAUGUUGAUAGUGUGUUGUCACCACCAAAAUCCAACAAUAUAAUGGAUUAUUUGAAAAGAGCAUCUCCUACAAAUGAGAAGAUUGUUUCACCUGAGUUGGAGAAAGAAAGCAAAACAAACUGUUCAUCUCUGGAAAGUUCUUUAAAGACUUUGUCAAGGCUUAAGAGAAGAGGAAAGAGAUGUAAUUUAAGUAAUCAGUUGAAAGAUAUGAAAACACCUGAGCACAAACUUAUGGUAAAAGUUAAUAGUAGUGAUAGUACAAAAAUGCCCAGUCAAAAGGAAGAGGAAUUCAGAAUUAGUUCAAUUGGUCAUAGUGUUCCUGCAUUGCUUAGCCCCACAGAUCUGAAAGAACUGUCAAACGCUUGCAACAAAAACCCUCUCAACCCCGUUAGUUGCAAAAAUGAAGAAGGAAAAACAAAUAUACAAGAUGGAAACAAGAAGAAUGUAAACAGAUCAAAGAAAAGGAAACAUAAAGAUGAGAUGGACAUGCCCGAAUGUUUUUCUACUGAAACACAACAGAAGGGUCAGUGUAAGGAAGUUGAUGUUAAACAAGUUGCAUCUAGCAAUGAAUCUGAUAAUAAAAGCUUAGGCAGUGUUUUGGGUUCUGAAACCAAUCCACAUGAAACUUCCUAUUUAAAUGGUAGUACUGUAACCAUAUCAUUUGAAGACUUCCUAAAAAGCCAAGGUGAAUAUAAAGUUGAUAAUAUUCCAAAAGCACGAACAUCUGAUAGUAGUAUUGUAUCUGAUGAAACAAUGAGUUGUGAAAAUCAGCAGCUGCCACUUAAGAAAGUAACUGUCCUUGCACAAAUACAUUCUGUCCCUCCAAAGUCUCCCUCUUCUAGGAAAAUAGCUUCUAUCUUUUUAAAGCAAAAAAACAAAGAAGCAAAAAGAUGCAGCAUUUUGUCCACUUCAGAGCUUGAGUAUAUUGAGCAUAUGAGUCAGAAUAGAAAAUCUAAUGUGGUUAUAGCAGAAGAAGAAUUAGAGCUGGCUGUAUUAGACACUGCAAGUUCAGAGACCACAAAGUCAAAAUGCACUGCAGAAGAAAGGUAUCAGUUUAUGAAAGCCUUUAAACAACCAGAAUCUGAGACAGUAAAAAAUGGAACUAAAAAGGGAGCUGGUAAAAUAAAAGAAGUAGGAGAAAAUUCUUCAGAGCUAAAACUAGAGAUGGAAGAAUAUGAGGAUGUUUAUAAUAAAAAAAAUAUUGAAGCAUCAACUGAUUAUGCUGGUAAUGAUUUCCAUAGUAAUAUGGGCAAAAGUGAUAGUACCAGAAUAAGAAAUAAGCUCAAGAGGAAAGUGAUUUUGGAAACAAAGGAGAAUGAUUUAAAUACUAAUGAAAACCAGAACUGCAAUGCUAAUGGUGAAAUUAAAGAAAUAACAUCAAGUGAAAGACAAAGCAUAUCGCCUCAGAAAAACAAUGGCUUGAGAAGAAGUUCACGACAAAAGAAAAGCCAAGAUUCUAUAACUAGUAUAGCUGAAAAAGCAAGGAUUUCAGGGGCUGUUGCUGAAAACACACCAGGAGCUAUUCUUCUACAGGCUUCUACUCCAAGAGCAAUCAAUACAGCCUUUAAUAAAACUGACUUGUAUAAAGCUGAAGUUAUAACUGAACCUUCUGAUUCAAAGAGUCCAAUAAGGAUGAAAUUCAUUCGAAUUAGUACAGCUGAAGGAUUUUCGCAAGAGAGUGUAAAGAUAAGUUCCACUUCUAACAGUAUAUUCAAAGCAAAGAAAUUGGUUGAGAAAGCAAAAGUUUUGCAGCAUCACAGAGCAACAAGAAUUGCUGAGGAGUUACUACGCACACCUCUAAGACGUUCCUCUAGACAGCAGGCUCUUGUUGAAAGGAAAAAGAGGCAGAACUUGGAAGACUCAGUGAAGGACUCAGUGAUUAUUUUGGAUUCAAGCACAAACAAUAACACUACUGUUUUAGGAAGUAUGAACAAAAAGAAACUUCUAAGUUUGAAUGAUGUGUUGGGCAAAAAGACUGGAAAUUUAAAAACUACUAAGAAAUCAGAUGGAAAAGAAAAUGUGUCUUCAUUCAUUAGGAAAAAUGAUCAGAAGCCUACAGUUGAAGCAAUUACUAUUUCUGAGGAAAGCAGUGAAGAUGAUUCUGAAAAUUCUCAAGAUGUCAAGCAAUUCAAAGCAAAACGUGAUUUUUUAAUGAGUGGUUUGCCAGAGACUUUAAAAAGGCAAAUUGCAAAGCAAGCAGCAGCACUGGAAGCAUAUUCUGCAACUAAUUCCUGUUUUCAGACUGUGGUCCAUAUACAGCAAAAAGAUUAUGGAUGCUUGAUGUGGAGACUGGCACCACCCUCUUGCCCCCUCUUAACUAACCUAAGAGAGGUGAAUUCCACAGUAACUGAUGUUGCAAAACUCACUUUUUCACUUGGUGAAUUUUCAGUUUUAAAUACACAACCUAAUAGCACUGAUUCUACAAUAGUUGUGCCGUCUGGGUGGCGACCAGUUUUUUCUGAAAUACAAAGGAAUUGUUUGUUGGAGGAGAUUCAGUCUUCCAACCCCCAUUUUCCGGUGAAACAAUUUUUUGAUCUACUCUUGAAAAAACAAGCUGCUCCUGAAAAUAAUAAGCAAGUAAAGAAAUGUGACACUUCAAGUUCUGAAACAAAUGAACAAGUUGUUAAUCUGAAAGAAACCAAAAGAAAACGAAAAUAUGAUGAUCAAAAAUCCAAAAGAAAGAGGCAAAUGGAAGCACAGACUGAAUUGCCAGACAAAUCGUGCAUAAAACAGACUUUCAAGGAAAAUAAAAUCCAGACACACAAUACAGACAGAACAGAAAAAUCUGGGAUUAUAACAAUAGAAGAUUCUGAAUUUGGAUCAGAAAUUAGUUCUACUUCUGAUUUUGAAAAAGAAGACAUGCUCUGGACAGAAAAAUAUCAGCCACAAAAUUCCAGUGAACUUAUAGGCAACACUGUGGCAGUUAAAAAGCUACACAGGUGGCUUUGUGAAUGGAAAAGAAGAGCUGAUUGGGAAGAAAACCGAACUCUAACAGGAGAAAAGAGUAGCAGUCAACAAGAAUUCUCGGACAGUCUGGACUUUAAAGAUGACAAAUCAGACAGUGAGGAAGAGGCUGUUCUGUGCAAUACUAUGCUUCUUGUUGGUCCUCCAGGCAUAGGGAAAACUGCAGCAGUUUAUGCUUGUGCACAGGAGCUUGGCUUCAAGGUAUUUGAAGUCAAUGCUUCUUGUCAGCGUAGUGGAAGGCAAAUUCUCUCUCAGCUGAAAGAGGCUACUCAGUCUCAUCAGGUGGACAAGCAAAGUAUACAUUCUCAUAAACCAUGCUUCUUUAACAAUUACAUUAGCACUAAAUCACCAAAAAAAAACUCUCCCGGAAAAGAGUGGUCACCGAGAAAGUCUCCAGUUUCACCCAGAAAAGUUGGAUUAAAGCAAGGCUUGGAGUCCAAAACACUAGCACACUAUUUCAAAAUUUCUUCAAAGUCUAAGAAUAAAGAAGAGAAAGUGCAAGGAAGCAAUAAAGAAAAUAAGCAGAGUUUAUCUGGAGAAAAAAUACAGAUAAAUUCAAUUAAAAGAGCAAUGAAAGAAGAGGAAUCCAGUAAAAAAUAUGCUACUUCUCUGAUUCUCUUUGAAGAGGUUGAUAUAAUAUUUGAUGAAGAUGUUGGAUUCUUAAAUGCAAUAAAGACUUUCAUGACAACUACAAAGAGACCUGUCAUUCUUACUACCAAUGAUCCAUCAUUUAGUUUAAUAUUUGAUGGCUACUUUGAAGAAAUCACCUUCAGUGCCCCUUCUUUGAUGAAUGUUGCUAGCUACCUUCAAGUUCUCUGUUUGACUGAGAAUUUAAGAAUGGAUAUAAGAGAUUCUGUUGCAUUAUUAAGUACAAAUAACUGUGACAUCAGACAAAGUAUUCUGCACUUACAGUUCUGGGUUAGGAGUGGUGGUGGCUACUUGAAAGAAAAAGGGGAAUGGGAAGAGGUAAGUGGCACACCACCAGUUACUUGCGUUGAAGAACCAACUAGCUCCGAGAUGAGUAAGCUUGGCCCUGCAAAUAUUCCAAAGCAUGAGACUGGCUGCAUUGAGAACUUGCUUGGCCUUAAGAACAUCUUUUUGCCUUCAGAAGAUUUGUUCUCAUUUCUUAAGCAUGAAAUCACAACAAAAGAAGAAUGGAGUAAGCUGACACAUCUGCUCACAGAAUUCCAGAUGAAGAAUAUAGACUUUAUUUACAGCAAUCUUGAAAUCCUUUUACCUUUACCAAUUAAUAUAAUUCCAGAACCAAUGCAAAAGAAUAAUCUCACACACACUCUAGCAGAAAACUCUUCAAAUAAUAAACUUAUCAACAGUGAUUGCUUGGAGCAAAGUAACAGUGUGAAAAAGUCUAAGCAGACAAAGCACCAAAGAAAAAUGGUUUUACUGGAUGAUAGUGAUUUAUUUGAGAGUGAACUAGACUACUCAGGGUUCAUUACUAUGCCAUCAGAUAUGCCUAGCUCAUGCCUGGAAGAAAAAAAGGACAAAGUGGAACCUGUAAGUAGUAGCACAGUGACACCGAGUAGUGGAACAUCAGUAAAAGCAACAGGCUCCGCUUCUGCAUUCCAGUGUCUAAAUUCAUUAACCGAAUUUGUGGACAACAUGUCUUUCUUGGACUGUUGCUUCAACAGGAGGACUCCGGAGUCAAAACUGUCUUGUAAAUAUGAGGAAUUUGUUUGGACAAAAGGGAAGAUCAAAAAUGGUCUACUGGAUGAGUUUAGUGCUGAGCAUGCCAACUGGUGGAAUUCACAGAGCUGUAGUGAAUUGAAAGCAACUGUGGAAGCAUUAAAUUUUAAAAAAUGCUUUAAGAAUAUUUCACAAAUGAUGGAAAGGUACUUGAACUCUGACAGAACAGUUGGGAAGGAUGAAUAUGAAGAACUUACACUCCAUGUUUCAAAAGACCGAGCCAAUUUGUACUUUGGCCAGUCAGCAGCUAAUUCCAGUGUUCAGCAUAAUGCACAAAAAAGGCUGGAAAUAAUCAAAACUGUAUUUUCCAAUAGAACUUCUUUAAACAUUAGUAACACACAAGCCAGCACGUUGGAAUACCUGCCUAUACUCCGCAGCAUCUGCAAAUCAGAAAAACAGAAACAACAAGGAAAAACAAAACGAAGAUUUCUCCACUACCUUGAAGGAAUACAUCUUCCCAAAGAAAUUUUGAACAGUCUGGCAAGUGACUUUCCUUAAAAUGGCUGCAAAUAGUGACUUUGAAUAUACAGAAAUGUAUAUUUUUAUAUGUACAGAGUACUGUUUAUAUUUUGAAUCUUUUAAGUAUUUAAAAAUGCAGACUGUAUAUAUCUUCCAUCAAGGUGCUUUCCAUAUACCAAAUGUGGUCUUUGUUGGAGUUGAAAUCUGAAUCAGAUGAAUUAAAAUUUAACCUGAAUUUUGAAGUACAACAAGCCUAUUGCAACAACUACUGGACUGAUGUUAACCUUUUAGGAUGUGGAUUCUCUGUUGCAAAAUGUUUUAUCCAUUAGCUGCAAUUUCAUGUAUUCUGGACAGUAUUUAAAUCUGUUCUAAUUUCCCUUUAAAUACAGGACUUAUCAAAACAUUAGUUAAAUGAUAUCACUAAACUGCUUUUGGGUUGCAUGUGUGCUUACGGAUAGAGACUGGUGGGUUUGUCUUCAGAGUUGAAAGACCUUUGAUCACUGUCAUUUUUUAAAUAGUCAGUUUUGUGUUACUUUAUGCCAACAGUUGUUCUGUGUUGUGUAGUAAUAUUUAUCUGUAAUCCUGCACAUCUUAUUUUUAUACUGUACAUUAUAUAUUUACCACUACA